AUGGCAGCAGAAUUUUUAAAGAGUUGCUGUAGAGGAUGUUUCUAUGGUGAAACAGAAAAGCACAAGUUUUCUGUGGAAAGGGAAUUUAAAGCAUCAGUCUCAAAUAGCCAAAAUACCAUCUGUACACCUCCAUUGACUUCUGUUUCAGUAAAGUCCCAAGUUGGCUGUAGUGAGGAUUAUUUGCUUUCCAAAUUACCAUGCGAUGGCAAAGAAGUACCAUUUGUGGUGCCCAGGUUUAAAUUAUCUUAUAUUCAGCCCAGGACACAAGGAACUCCCUCACAUCUGGAUGAACUGGAAGGAUCCGCCAGAGCAUCUUUUGGAGAUCAAAAGGCAGAACUUUGCAGUUCAUUCUACCAUGGGCCCAGCUAUGAUGUGUAUAAUCCAUGCUAUAUGUAUCAGCACUUUUCACCUGAUAUAAGUAGACGCUUUUCUCCUCAUUUUGAAACAAAAAAAAUGUAUGGAUCUGUUUGUGAUUUAAGAACCAGUAAACUUCCUGGUUCCCCUGGGCUAAGCAAAUCUAUGUUUGAUCUUACAACUUCACCUCAACGAUUCAUCCAGAGACAUGACUCAUUGUCCAGUGUGCCUAGUAGUUCUUCAUCAAGGAAAAAUUCUCAGGGCAGUAACAGAAGCCUGGAUACAAUUACCCUAUCAGGAGACGAAAGAGACUUGGGGAGGUUGAAUGUGAAAUUGUUUUAUAAUUCUUCAGCAGAACAGAUCUGGAUCACAGUUUUGCAGUGCAGAGAUGUAAUUUGGCCCUCUAAUUACGGAGACACUCCCACGAUUUCCAUAAAAGGAAUUUUAACUUUGUCCAAACCAGUGCAUUUCAAAUCUUCAGCCAAAGAAGGUUCCAAUGCUAUUGAAUUUAUGGAAACUUUUGUAUUUGCUAUUAAACUACAAAAUCUACAAACUGUGAGACUUGUAUUUAAGAUUCAAACUCAGACUCCCAGGAAGAAAACCAUUGGAGAAUGUUCUCUAUCACUCAGAACUCUUAGUACACAGGAAAUGGAUUACUCAUUGGAAAUAAUACCACCUUCAAAAAUUUCUGUUUGCCAUUCAGAACUUGAACUGGGGACUUGUUUUCAAGCAGUAAAUAGCAGGAUUCAGCUGCAAAUUCUUGAGGCACAAUACCUUCCAAGUUCAUCAACACCUCUGACUUUGAGUUUUUUUGUGAAGGUGGGAAUGUUUAGCUCAGGAGAGCUGAUUUAUAAAAAGAAGACACGCUUACUGAAGGCAUCCAGUGGAAGAGUAAAAUGGGGAGAAACUAUGAUUUUUCCACUUACACAGACUGAAAAAGAAAUUGUUUUCCUUGUUAAACUUUAUAGUCGAAGCUCUGUAAGAAGGAAACAUUUUGUAGGCCAGCUCUGGAUAAGUGAAGACAGUAAUAAUACUGAAGCAGUGAACCAAUGGAAAGAGACAAUUACAAAUCCAGAAAAGGUUGUUAUCAAGUGGCACAAGUUAAAUCCAUCUUGA
Messenger RNA from Cricetulus griseus (Chinese hamster), 1470 nucleotides. The record is from RefSeq and is a predicted model, not a curated record. Lineage: Eukaryota; Metazoa; Chordata; Mammalia; Rodentia; Cricetidae.